UUCAGCCAAAAUGCCCACUACACCACGUUCACAGCCAGGAACCGUCGGAAAAGACAUGGCCGGAGCCCUGGCCGGUCGGCACAACGAUAUGCCUCCAAUCUCUUCAAAUUACCAGGGACGUCCGGGAAAUGCGAAUCCCAACUAUAGAUAUCAACCAAGUGCAGACAACGCACGGAAUGUGGCCGACUGGACCAAAAGCCAUAUGAAAACCGCCAGAGAAAAUGCUGCAGCAAAGAGAUAAUUGAUUUUAAGGAUUUGUUAAUAAAUGUUAAUUUUU
Molecule: messenger RNA, 277 nt
Organism: Caenorhabditis elegans
Lineage: Eukaryota; Metazoa; Nematoda; Chromadorea; Rhabditida; Rhabditidae
Gene: Y105C5A.12
Product: SMP domain-containing protein
Exons: 2
Coding region: 11-241 (76 amino acids)
Source: RefSeq, marked reviewed